Molecule: messenger RNA, 492 nt
Organism: Penicillium malachiteum
Lineage: Eukaryota; Fungi; Ascomycota; Eurotiomycetes; Eurotiales; Aspergillaceae
Exons: 4
Coding region: 1-492 (163 amino acids)
Source: RefSeq, a predicted model, not a curated record
AUGGCUUACCAUCAGGACCUUAAUGCCCUGCAGAAACUGGAUGUAGCCACUAUUGCUGUAUUUGAAGAGAUAGACGAGAUUAAGAUUAUGAACCAGAGAAUUGCUUAUCUAACCUCUAUAUAUGAGGAUGUUAUGGCAGAACGUAUAAAUCUUUAUAGCAGAAAGGCCAAGCGUUUAUUAGCCUGGAAAGACUCCGCUUAUGAUAUAUAUAUCUCUAUUCAUAAAUUUACCAAGCGGGAUAGAACAUCAUUAUUCGGGAUCUUCGAGAAAUAUCUUCCAGAACGUGCAUGGCUAAAGGAAUCACUCUUCACAGAGAUCAUACUGGAUAGUUUAGUUGGCCAACAAUGCCUAGAGGACAUGGUUGUACUUUGUGUAUCCACAGAGCAUGUGGUUUUUUAUCCUAGACUAUCACCUACAGAAGGUCUCUAUCUAAUCUACUCAAAACCUAUAUCAGAGAUUGUGAUACAAGGGCGAGUAAAGCAUAUUCUUUAA